Molecule: messenger RNA, 1227 nt
Organism: Saprolegnia parasitica CBS 223.65
Lineage: Eukaryota; Oomycota; Saprolegniomycetes; Saprolegniales; Saprolegniaceae
Exons: 1
Coding region: 73-1227 (384 amino acids)
Biological process (GO): mannosyl-inositol phosphorylceramide biosynthetic process
Molecular function (GO): mannosyltransferase activity
Source: RefSeq, a predicted model, not a curated record
GGCAUCGUUUCGACCAAUCCGGAAACGACCGAGUCAAAAACUGUGAAACCCACGACGAGGACGACCUUGCACAUGCACGACGACGUUGUGACCGUCGUCAAGGCGCGCCGGCGCGGAUGCAAGCCAUACGCAGGCUUCUGUGUGCUCAUUGCCACAAUGCUCGUCAUGUUCCUUACGCUGGCACUGCACCUACCGUCCACGCGCCUCCACCAUGCUGCCCCGUUAACCUCCAGAAAGGCGACGCCCGAGCCAGCGGCAAUAUACGAGCAAGAGGCUUUGUCAUCGACGUUGGAGCCCAUUUCAUUUACUAUGCAAGCGCGAGCGUCGUCAUUAACAACCCCAGCGCCACCCGCAAGCAGCCGCAAUGCGUCGUCGACGCCCAUCAUCGAGUCGGUGAUCCCGCGCAUCUUGCAUCAGUCGUGGAAGUCGGCAGAUGCGAUUCCUGAGAUCUUUGCGCCGUGGAUGCGCUCGUGGGUACAGCACCACCCGACGUGGACAUACGUGUUUUGGGACGACGCCGCCAACCUCGCGCUCUUCGCGAGACACUACCCGCAGUACUAUGCCGUGGCCUCGUCCGUGGGCAAGAUCCACCUGGCCGACAUGACGCGGUAUGCGCUUCUGCAUCGCUUUGGCGGCGUUUACGUCGACUGUGACUUUGAGAGCACAUCGCCGCUGGACGACUUGCUCGACAAAGACCUCUUCUUGAGCACCGAGCCGUUCGUCCACGCAGUGCUCCUUGAACGCGCUACCGACGCGAUCCUUUGCAACGCUGUGCUGGCGUCGCGUCGCGGACACCCUUUCUGGCUCCAAGUCCUCGAUGCGAUCUUGGCCAAGUUUCAAGCCGGUGGCGCCAAGCAAGACCCGGUCUCACUCACGGGCCCGCGCCUCGUCGAAGCCGUGUACCAUGAAUUCGAUGCCGAGCGAGUGGGCGCUAGCGUCACCGUCUUUCCCGAAGAGUACUUUUACCCGGAGAUUGCCUACUGGAACCUGGGUCGUUUGCUGGAACUCUGCCGCGACCGCUUCGAUCCGCUCGGACGAAAAGCCUGCAAUUGGCUGCGCGAUCACCCAAAGGGUUUCUACACGCCCAGAACGCAUGCUGUGCACCAUUGGCAGUGCACGUGGUGUCGCGGCGACGUCGGAGAAGCGGUGACCACGCUCAGCGCGAUCUUUCCAACUGCCACAAUCCACCGGCCCCUGCGAGGUGACGACGACGAUGGGCUGUUCUGA